CCAUGGCACGGGCGGGCGCCGGCUGGGCGCUGGCGCUGCUGCUGGCGGCGCUGGGGGGCCCCGGGGGGGCGGCGGUGGCCCGCGAGCGCUUCAAGGUGGUCUUCGCCCCCCUCAUCUGCCGCCGGACCUGCCUCAAGGGCCACUGCCGCGACACCUGCAAGCCCGGCACCAACAUGACGCUCAUCGGCGAGAACGGCCACGCCGCCGACACGCUCACCGGCUCCGGCUUCCGCGUGGUGGUGUGCCCGCUGCCCUGCAUGAACGGGGGCCAGUGCACGUCGCGCUCGCACUGCCUCUGCCCCCCCGAGUUCACCGGCCGCUUCUGCCAGGUGCCGGCGGGGCGUCAGGGGGGGCCGCCGCCGCCCCCCCCCGCCGCCGCCGCCGCCGCCCCGGGCCCCCCCGAGGCGCCGGGCCCCGAGGGCGCCAAGGUGGCCGUCUACGCCGUGCAGGUCAUCGCCGACGGCCCCGGCGAGCCCCCGCCGGCCCCCGGCCCCGGCGCCCAGGGGGGCCCCGGCCCCGGCCCCGGGGGCCACGGGGGCCACGUCAGCCACGCCACCUUCGUGGUGCCCCUGGGGCCCGGGCACCACUCGGCCGAGGCGCAGGCGCCGCCGCCGCUGGUGAACGUGCGGCUGCACCACCCGCCCGAGGCCUCGGUGCAGGUGCAUCGCAUCGAGGCGCUGCCGCCCGAGGGGGGGGCGCCGCGGGCCCCCCCGCUGCUGCUGGCCCACCCGGCGCAGCCCCCCGCCGGCCUCAAGCCCCCCGCGCCCCACGGCCGCCCCCACGCCCACAAGCCGCUCGGCCGCUGCUUCCAGGAGACCCUGCCCAAGCAGUCGUGCGGCAGCAACCCGCUGCCCGGGCUGACGAAGCAGGAGGACUGUUGCGGCAGCAUCGGCACCGCCUGGGGCCAGAGCAAGUGCCACAAGUGCCCCCCGCUGCAGUACACGGGGGUGCAGAAGACGGGCCCCAUCCGGGGGGAGCUCGGCGGCGACUGUCCCCAGGGCUACAAGCGCCUCAACAGCAGCCACUGCCAGGACAUCAACGAGUGUGCCAUGCAGGGCGUGUGCCAGAACGGCGAGUGCCUCAACACCCAGGGCAGCUUCCGCUGCGCCUGCAAACCCGGCCACGCGCUGGGCCCCUCCCGCAGCCAGUGCCUCCCGGAGAAGGCGGAGGAGAAGAGCCUCUGCUUCCGGCUGGUGUCGGGGCCGCAGCAGUGCCAGCACCCGCUGCCCACCCGCCUCUCGCGCCAGACCUGCUGCUGCAGCGUGGGCAAGGCCUGGGGGGGCCGCUGCGAGCGCUGCCCCGCCGACGGCACCGCGGCCUUCAAGGCCAUCUGCCCGGCGGGGAAGGGCUACCACAUCCUGACCUCGCACCAGACGCUGACCAUCCAGGGCGAGAGCGACUUCACGCUGCACAUCCACCCCGACGGGGCGCCCGAGCGGCCCCCCCGGCCCCCCCCGCCCGCCCCCAGCCCGGCGCCCCCCGCCGCGCCCCCGCCCCCAGCCCCGACGCCCCUGGCCAUGCUCCCGGCGUUCUGGACCAACUCGGAGGAGCAGGCGGUGGAGCAGCUCGACGGGGGCACCACGCCGGGGGGGCGCUACCCGGAGGUGGUGGCACGUCCCACCACGGCGGUGGUCUGGCGCGUGGUGGCCGAGCAGCACACCCGCAGCGCCGCCGAGAUCGCCCCCACCCAGGUCACUGAGACGGACGAGUGCAAGCUGAACCGCAACAUCUGCGGCCACGGGGAGUGCGUGAUGGGGCUGAGCGGGUACAGCUGCCUCUGCUACCCCGGCUACCGCUGGCACCCGCAGCGCCGCUACUGCACGGACGUGAACGAGUGCGAGGCGGAGCCGUGCGGCCCCGGGCGCGGCGUGUGCAUGAACACGGGCGGCUCCUACAACUGCCACUGCCACCGCGGCUUCCAGCUCAAGGUGCACAAGGGCGUCCGCUCCUGCGUCGACGUGGACGAGUGCUCCAAGCCGGACAUCUGCGGGGACGGCGGCACCUGCGCCAACCUGCCCGGCCACUACAAGUGCGAGUGUCACCCGGGCUAUCGGCGCAAGAGCGCCCGGCAGCCCCUCUGCGAAGACAUCAACGAGUGCCUGGACGUGGGGACCUGCCCCGAGGGCAAGUGCGAGAACCAGCCGGGGACCUUCGUGUGCAGCCCGUGCCCCCCCGGCUUCCGCGGCCACAACGGCGCCUGCCACGGUACGAGCCCCCCGGGGCCCAGGCGUCCGGGAGCCCGCCCAUCCCCCCGCCCCGGGGCCCAGGCGUCCGGGCGCUGACGGGCUGCCGCAGACGUGAACGAGUGCGAGGCCGGGGGGCUCUGCCCCAGCGGGGUCUGCGUCAACACGCUGGGCUCCUUCAAGUGCCAGUGCCCGGCGGGGCUGCACGCCGCCAAGGACCGGCCCCGCUGCGAAGACAUCGACGAGUGCGAGUUCCCGGCCGCGUGCGUGGGCGGCGAGUGCGUGAACACCGUGGGCUCCUACCGCUGCCUCUGCCGCCCCGGCUACAAGCUGCUCAACGGCCGCAAGUGCCACGACAUCAACGAGUGCGCGCUGGACCCCGGGCUGUGCCUGCCCCACGGCGCCUGCGAGAACGUGGAGGGCUCCUACGUGUGCGCCUGCCGCCAGGGCUUCGUGCCCGCCGAGGACCGCCGCAGCUGCCACGAGCGGGGGCCGCCGGCCCCCAAGAAGCAGUGCUACCUCAACUUCGACGACUCGGUCUUCUGCGACUCGGUGCUGGCCACCAAUGUCACCCGCCGCGAGUGCUGCUGCUCGCUGGGCGCCGGCUGGGGGGACCACUGCGAGGUGUACCCCUGCCCCGUGCACUCCUCCGCCGAGUUCCUGGCGCUCUGCCCCGACGGGAAGGGCUUCAUCCUCGACGACAACGUCCUCAACUACGGCGUCCCCGCGCACCGCGACAUCGACGAGUGCGGCCUCUUCGGGGAGGAGAUCUGCAAGGAGGGGAAGUGCGUGAACACGCAGCCGGGCUACGAGUGCUACUGCAAGCAGGGCUUCGACUACGACAGCAACCUCCUCGAGUGCCUCGACGUGGACGAGUGCCUGGACGAGUCGAACUGCGUGAACGGGGUGUGCGAGAACACGCGGGGCUCCUACGUGUGCACCUGCCCCCCCCCCGCCGUCUACGACCCCGCGCACAAGCGCUGCCUGCCGCCCCCCGACCCCGAGCGGGGCGCGGAGCGGCGCGACGUGUGCUGGCAGCGGCGGGGCGAGGACGGCAUGUGCGGGGGGCCGCUGGGCGCCGGGCCCCUCUCCUUCGAGGACUGCUGCUGCCGCCUGGGCGCCGGCUGGGGCUACCACUGCCGCCCCUGCCCCCCCCGCGGCCCAGGCCAUCAGUGCACCUCGUCGCAGAGCGAGAGCAAUUCCUUCUGGGACGUGAGCCCCCUCGUCCUGGGGGCGCCCCGCCGAGGCGAGGACAGCUCGGAGGAGGACUCGGCCGAGUGCCCCUGCCCCGGCGGCCGCUGCCUCCGCUCCUUCCCCGGCCGCGGCUGCGACUGCCCCCCCGGCUUCCAGCCCGACCCCAGCCGCACCCGCUGCCUGGACAUCGACGAGUGCCGGGAGCUGAACCAGCGGGGGCUGCUGUGCAAGAACGAGCGGUGCAUCAACACGAGCGGCUCGUACCGCUGCGCCUGCAAGCCGGGCUCCGUGCGCUCCCGGCCCCACGGCGGCCUCUGCAUCCCCCAGCGGCGCCGGUAGCCCCCCCCGGCGCCCCCCCCGCCCGCCCCCGGCCCAGUAAACGCCCGGGAACCGGC
Molecule: messenger RNA, 3772 nt
Organism: Dromaius novaehollandiae (emu)
Lineage: Eukaryota; Metazoa; Chordata; Aves; Casuariiformes; Dromaiidae
Gene: LTBP3
Product: latent transforming growth factor beta binding protein 3
Molecular function (GO): calcium ion binding
Source: RefSeq, a predicted model, not a curated record